Xiphias gladius (swordfish) is the source of this 2056-nucleotide messenger RNA. RefSeq names its product glutaminyl-tRNA amidotransferase subunit QRSL1 (gene qrsl1). NCBI's taxonomy places the organism in Eukaryota, Metazoa, Chordata, Actinopteri, Istiophoriformes, Xiphiidae. Gene Ontology annotation, cellular component: glutamyl-tRNA(Gln) amidotransferase complex; mitochondrion. Gene Ontology annotation, biological process: mitochondrial translation; glutaminyl-tRNAGln biosynthesis via transamidation. The transcript has 11 exons. The record is from RefSeq and is a predicted model, not a curated record. Gene Ontology annotation, molecular function: glutaminyl-tRNA synthase (glutamine-hydrolyzing) activity. Bases 167 to 1702 code for a protein of 511 amino acids.
CGUUCAGCGCCUCGACCAAUCAGAGCGCGGUUUCCUCAACGGCUGUCCAAUCACGGGAAGCGCUGUUAGACGUUGAUUAUCGAAACCAACAUGGCAGCUUGCUACCGCUGCACACUAUGCAAAGGUUGUUGUUAAUUUGAAAGGUUGUCACAGAAAUACUGUCAACAUGCUAAGCCUGACAAUAAGGGAGGUGUCUUUGGCACUCAGGGAGGGAAAGAUCUCCCCAACAGAGCUUUGUAGGACGUGUCUGAACCACAUCAAGAAAACUCAACAUCUUAACGCUUACAUCACUGUGACAGAGGAGUUGGCACUGAAGCAGGCUCAAGAAGCAGAAACCAGACUGCUGCAAGGUGCCCCCAGAGGUCCUCUGGAUGGAAUCCCCUUUGCUGUCAAGGAUAACUUCUGCACAGAGAAUAUCAAGACCACAUGUGCUUCCAAGAUGCUCAGAGACUACACUCCACCAUACAAUGCUACAGUGGUCCAGAAGCUCAUGGACCAAGGGGCUGUUCUGGUCGGGAAGACGAACAUGGAUGAGUUUGCUAUGGGUGCAGGAAGUACUGAUGGGGCUUUCGGUCCAGUAAGGAACCCCUGGAGCUAUGCUGCUCCCUACAGAGAGCAGACAGGGGCAGCACCAGACUCUGACUGGGUCAUCGCUGGAGGAAGUUCAGGAGGAAGUGCAGCAGCUGUGGCCUCACUCACCAGCUACCUGGCUUUGGGUUCAGACACAGGUGGUUCUACUCGUAACCCAGGAGCACUGUGUGGUAUUGUGGCCCUGAAGCCGACCUACGGUCUGCUGUCCAGAUAUGGUCUCAUCCCUCUGGUCAACUCCAUGGACGUCCCCGGCAUUAUGACCCGCAGUGUCAGUGAUGUAGCCAUCGUCUUAGGUAUCCUCCAAGACCUUGAUAUUAAAGACUCAACAACAAUUCCUGCCCCUUCAACCCUGACAGACCUACCUGAAAACUUUGAUGUCAAGAACAUCUCUAUAGGCAUCCCUAAGGAGUACCACGCCCCAGGGCUGUCUGAGGAGACUUUAGCUCAGUGGAGUCGCGUUGCUGACAUGUUUGAGAGAGCAGGGGCGAGGGUGGAGCAAGUAUCCCUCCCCCACACCCAAUACUCCAUUGUGUGCUACCACGUCCUGUGCCAUGCGGAAGUGGCGUCUAAUAUGGCCCGUUUUGACGGCCUUGAAUAUGGCCACCGUAGUGAGGUGAACAGCUCAACAGAGGCCAUGUAUGCUUCAACCCGACAUGAGGGUUUCAACGACGUAGUGAGAGGGAGGAUACUGUCUGGGAACUAUUUCUUGCUUAAACAGAACUACCAGCAUUAUUUUGUGAAGGCCCAGAAAGUCCGCCGGCUGAUAACGGACGAUUUCAAGCAUGUGUUCAGCUCAGGUGUUGAUGUGCUGCUGACACCCACCACUCUGACUGAUGCAGCCCAUUACUCCGACUUCACACAGGAAGACAACCGAACACGCAGUGCGCAGGAAGACAUCUUCACCCAGCCUGUCAACAUGGCAGGUCUCCCUGCUGUUUCAGUGCCAACUGCAUUAUCAAGACGAGGCCUUCCCAUCGGCUUACAACUCAUAGGUCCUGCUGUCCAAGAGAAGAAGUUGCUCAGUGUUGCCCAAUGGAUUGAGCAGAGGGUUGGGUUUCCCUCCAUAAGUGACUAUGGAGACUUCAGCGAAAACAGAAUGACCAAAAGGUAGCAGAUAUCAGCUGUAUGAAGAGAACUGUGGAUACAAGGAACAAACUGUUGACAAAGUCACUAUUUACAGGCACACAUAAUGGACUUAAACUUUAACCAUUGUGGACAUUCUUUGCUUCUAAGAUGCUUUAGGGUGUUUUCAGUUGGGUAAUUUCCAUCUGUCACAUGCUACAGUAGCUUGAAGUUUCCUUGAUGGAAUAAAAUUACAGUAUCUGAAAACCUCACUAUUGUACAACAUGGAUCAAACUUUAAGUAGAGGGACAUUGUGUUUAACCUGUCAAAUGCUGCUGUAUUUGUUGUCUGAAGGUGCUACUAAUUGCUAUUAAAUAAAUGAAAGUUGGGUGAUUUACUUUGA